Messenger RNA from Staurois parvus, 419 nucleotides. The record is from the annotation of a GenBank genome assembly. NCBI's taxonomy places the organism in Eukaryota, Metazoa, Chordata, Amphibia, Anura, Ranidae.
UGACAUCCUUCCAUUCUCAUCGCGCAUGCACGGCUCAGGGGGCGCGCAGCAUGGCGAUCGCCGGUGCGCUGUGUCCCUCAGACACAGCGGAUCAUGGAAAGAGCCGAAGAUGUCGGCUCGGUCAUGUGAUCAGCUGUGUCCAAUCACAGCUGAUCACAUGGCACUGAUGAUCAGUGUGCCCUGAUGAUCAGUGUGGCCCCAGAAGUGCCACCUGUCAGUGUCCAUCAAUGCCAGCAGUCAGUGCUCAUCAGUGCCACGUGCCAGUGCCCAUCAGUGCCAAAUCAAUGCCACAUAUCAGUGCAUACCAGUGUACAUCAAUGCCACAUAUCAGUGCCCAUCUGAGCUGCCUUUCAAUGUCACCCAUCAGUGCCAGUCAGUGUCACCUAUCAGUGCCAUCUAUCAGUGAUGCCAAUCAGUGC